ACAAAUAUUUAUUUAAGCAGUAAAAAUUUUGCCAGAAAAUGAUAUAUCAAUAGCUUCAAAUGCUACAGAAUGAUUAUGGCACACCCAGACAAUUCAGCUCAAUUAAAACAAGCUUCCUUCAUGUCCCCAGUGCCAUGUAGGCAGUUAACAAUACCGAAACGCAUAGCACCUCCGCUAUGUUUGUUUGCUUACCGUAACAUUAAUUCAGUAUCUGAAACUAGUGAACUUAAACUCAAAUAGGACACAAAAGUGACUUCAUGGGUUGGUAUGCUUUUUAAAGUGGCCUAGGGAUGCCCAAAGAGAAAUAUGAGCCGCCGGAUCCCAGGCGAAUGUACACUAUAAUGUCCAGUGAAGAAGCUGCAAGCGGGAAAAAAUCAUACUGGGCUGAGCUUGAAAUAAAUGGUAAAGUGCGGAGUCUUAGCUCAGCCCUGUGGUCACUCACUCACCUCACCGCUUUGCAUCUCAGUGACAACUCGCUGUCACGCGUCCCACCUGACAUUGCCAAGCUACACAACCUUGUGUAUUUGGACCUGUCAUCCAAUAAGAUCAGGAGUCUGCCAGCAGAACUUGGCAAUAUGGUGUCUCUCAGGGAACUGCUUUUAAAUAACAACCAGUUGCGGGUUCUGCCAUUUGAAUUGGGGAAACUGUUUCAGUUGCAGACACUGGGGCUAAAAGGAAAUCCACUUGCACAAGAUCUCAUGAGCCUCUACCAGGAACCAGAUGGCACUCGACGGCUGCUGAGCUACCUUUUAGACAAUCUUGCCGGUGCUAUCAAACGCAUGCCAGCAGAACAGCCCCCGUCCAGGUCAUGGAUUGUACUGCAGGAGCCUGACAGAGCCGGGCCUUCAGCCCUCUUCUCAGUAAUGUGCUACAAUGUGCUGUGUGCUAAGUAUGCUACGCGUCAGCUCUAUGGCUACUGCCCACCAUGGGCCCUGAGCUGGGAGUACAGGAAAAAGGCCAUUAUGCAGGAGAUUCUUAGCUGCAAUGCUGACAUCAUCAGCCUACAGGAAGUGGAGAUGGAGCAGUAUUACAGCUACUUCCUGGUAGAACUGAAAGGACAGGGAUAUGAUGGAUUUUUUAGCCCGAAAUCCCGAGCCAGAACCAUGUCUGAAUCGGACAGGAAACACGUGGAUGGAUGUGCAAUAUUCUACAAGACUGAAAAGUUCAGCGUAGUGCAGAAACACACAGUGGAGUUCAACCAGUUAGCCAUGGCCAACUCGGAGGGCUCUGAGCUCAUGCUCAACAGGGUUAUGACCAAGGACAACAUUGGCGUGGCUGUGCUACUGGAAUUUCGCAGGGAAGUGAUGGAGAUGACAUCAAGUAAGAUUUUCCAUGGCAUGGAUAAACAGCUUCUCCUAGUGGCCAAUGCUCAUAUGCACUGGGACCCGGAGUUCUCAGAUGUGAAACUGGUGCAGACCAUGAUGUUCCUGUCGGAGGUGAAGAACAUCUUGGAUAAGGCCUCGCGCAGCCUCAAAGUCCCUCCCCUUUCUGGGGACAGCAGCACCAUUCCUCUGGUGCUCUGUGCCGAUCUCAACUCACUGCCGGAUUCAGGCGUGGUGGAGUUCCUGAGCACAGGUGGUGUAGACUGCACACACAAGGACUUCAAAGAGCUGCGCUAUAGUGAGAGCCUGACCAACUUCAACUGCAACGGCAAGAACGGCGUGCCCAGUGGUCGCAUCACGCACGCCUUCAAGCUGAAGAGCGCCUACUGCAGUGGACUCAUGCCUUACACCCACUACACAUUGGACUUCAAGGGUGUCAUCGAUUACAUUUUCUACUCUGAGCCACAGCUCAAAGUGUUGGGGGUCUUGGGGCCACUGGAUCCUGACUGGAUGUUAGAGAACAACAUCACUGGCUGCCCACAUCCUCACAUCCCCUCCGAUCACUUCUCUUUGUUUGCACAACUGGAGCUGGUCCUGCCUCACAUUCCCGCUGUCAAUGGAGUCCAUCUGCCUGGACGCAGGUAGUGAGACUGUCCUGCCACCGGGGGACAAUGCAGAAUCCCCACCGCUGACACUUUUUUCUGGAAACUUAUUGAAAACGACCGAACCUCUAAACUACACUUUUUUUCGAUUAUUGUUUUAUGUGCAUUUUAAAUUCUCUUUAUCGUGCAUUUGCAUUCUUUAAUCCUGACAGAGCCAAAUUUGCUCAUAGAUGCUGGGAGGACCUGGUUCCUCUUGAUGAGUUCAGCUAUGUUUUAAUGUUGCGCAUUGCAUGGACUUCUGUUGAACCACUUUAUCCCAUUUUGGUAUUUGGUUGUCAUAAAGGCAUUAGAUGUUCUUAGGAGUUUGUGCUGGGAUGCAGAAGCCUGUAUGUGUAGGUCACUUACACGUGUCAGGUUUGUGAUGUGGUGAGCCAGUGCUUGGCCACACACUGGAGGAUGGUUUGGACUAAAGGAAGUUUAGGAGGUCGUAAUGCCACCAGAUAGUCAGGUCUUCAUCAAAAGCCAGCAAUGAUUUCUCUGAGUAUUCAACCAAGUGCAUUUAUACCUCCUCUUUCCUAAGUCCUGAAUGGAUUCAAAGACUAGCUUAAAGAUGAGUGCAAUUACCUGUAUGAAAUCUGACAAGCAAUAGCUCACUCAGCAUCUUGAAUUUGUGUGGUGGUGGUGGUGUUUUGUUUUGUUUUUUUAAUUUAUUUUAUAGCUAUUACCUGAUUUUAGUGAAAUGCUCAUUUUGACUGUAAGAUGUCUCUUGGUGUUGCUUACAUGGGUGCCAGUCUUGAUGUGCUCCAGCCCUGGAAGCUGUAGGAGGGUGGAGAGCUGAUCAGCUCGCGUGGUGCUGCGACUCCUGUCUGUUAUCUCCAUAUUAACUCCAUAAUGGUGCAAUAUCCCAAACAGCAUAAUCAUGCAAGACAUUUGCAGUUAAGAAACUGGCAGAAUGUUUUUAAGCUAACGUGAAUGUAAAAGACCUCGAAUGCACUAUUCUUUCGUUCCUUACUUUUUCUUCUUCCCUAUCUCCCCACAUUACCUGAGAGGGUUCACAAAAUAAUUGGGUGAAUCCCUCACCACUCCCUUUUGCACGUUUUUAUUCAUGCCCUUGAAACAUGUUCUCCUUUUUGCUUUUCUGUGUGAUUGACCUAUGCACCUGUGUUUGUUUAUCUAAAAACAAAAUAUACACACACACACACAAUGGCUGUGACUUCACUGUGGAAUCUUCCACCUAGUACAGGGGUUGCAUGUAGGUAGAAUCACCUAGUUUAUGGGAAGGGAAGGCUGGUGGGUAAUACGAGAAUACUUCAGCCAGAGAGUCUGGAUUCAACCAGCAUCCGUUCACUGUGUUGGGUGUAGAAGGGGGUACUGUUCCUCUUUUGCAAGCCCAGCAUAUACAUGCUCAUACUCUCAAGGUCUGUAGCACUGUCGUUUGUGGCCAGUAGUUUUUUGCCCUGCCAUGAAUCCCCUUUUAUUGUCCUGGUGAGGUUUUCUCUAAGUGUUUUUACAGAUGGAGACAAUGUAUACGCAUUUAAUCUAUACUUGAUCCACAUGUAAGGAACGUGUUUUUUUUUUUUGUUGUUGUUGUUUUUUUUGUUAGUGUGUGUUUU
Electrophorus electricus (electric eel) is the source of this 3537-nucleotide messenger RNA. It is a transcript of the gene cnot6b, whose product is annotated as CCR4-NOT transcription complex, subunit 6b. Gene Ontology annotation, molecular function: 3'-5'-RNA exonuclease activity; protein binding. The record is from RefSeq and is a predicted model, not a curated record. NCBI's taxonomy places the organism in Eukaryota, Metazoa, Chordata, Actinopteri, Gymnotiformes, Gymnotidae.